Molecule: messenger RNA, 685 nt
Organism: Rosa chinensis
Lineage: Eukaryota; Viridiplantae; Streptophyta; Magnoliopsida; Rosales; Rosaceae
Exons: 3
Coding region: 27-617 (196 amino acids)
Source: RefSeq, a predicted model, not a curated record
GAAGAGUAUCAACCCUCUUUCUUCUGAUGAAGUUUAACAUGCUUUUAAAUUUUUUGGGACUCCUAAGGAAAUCCCACAAACUUUUCUUCAGAAAUGGGAAGGCUGUGUCCUCCAUGACCCUUCUCAUAAUACUCGUUAGGUCUUUCCUCUUGGUGAUUAAUUUCUACACCCUCAAACCAAUAAUCACUGGUUUUGCAAUCAAGGCACGCUUCCUGGCAACUACGAGUCCCAGAGGCGCUGAAUUCGCAGAUCUUGUAACUGCUGCCAAUCUCAGUCUUAGCAUCAGCAGUAUCAUACUGUGGAAAAGACUUGUCCAUCAAGGAACUUCUACCAAAGGCACUGAAGUCAUUGAAAAGACCAUUUGUACAUGGUUUUACAUAACACUGCUUGAUCUAGGGAUUGUCGCUAAAGCUAUACCAGUAAAAGCAGUGAUAAUUCCAUUGCUCCUCUUAAAUUGUAUCAGCUGCCUCAUAGCUAUGGUUUCGCGAAUGGCAUACACAGUCCUGUACUAUGAGUCCAAGGCGACUCAUGGUGAAGAGCUUGAACGUACUGCAAGGAAGCUUGGACAUGCUAAGGUUACCUCUGAUACCCCUCUUAUCAAUGCAGAUGCAAUUUGAUGAAGAAUGUCACUCUUUCGUAAUCGAGUGUAUAUUUUUGCUUGUGUUGUUAGUUUGUAACCACACAU